Molecule: messenger RNA, 4152 nt
Organism: Linum trigynum
Lineage: Eukaryota; Viridiplantae; Streptophyta; Magnoliopsida; Malpighiales; Linaceae
Source: the annotation of a GenBank genome assembly
AUGGCGAAGCCACGUAAGCCUAGGAACGAAGGCGCCAAGUCCGAGAAUUCCGGCGCUGUAGUUCGUCACCAGAAGCUCUGCCUCUCCAUCGACCUUGACAAGCGCCAAAUCUACGGUUUUACUGAGUUGGAAAUCGCUGUUCCUGACAUAGGCAUUGUGGGGCUUUAUGCCGAGAAUUUGGGUCUCGAGAGUGUUUAUGUGGACGGGGAGCCUACUGAGUUCGAAUACUAUCCGCACCAGCAAAAUGUAGACAACGAGAAGAGAUGGGGUUCAGUGUCGGAUCCUAGCUCUGCUGCCGAUGCUGCUUGCGCCUCCUAUUUGUCUGCCUUGGAGAGGGAACGUGUUCCUAAUCUGCUUAUCAACUGUUGCAAAGCUUAUAGGGCUGCAGUUGAGCCUGAGCAACUUAAUUCCGAUAAUGGAUUGCAGUCCUCCGGCGAAGCCAAGCAGCAGAAUGUGAAAUUGGUCCGUAUCAACUACUGGGUAGAGAAAAUGGAGACAGGUAUUCAUUUUGAAGAUGGUGUGCUGCACACUGAUAACCAGAUAAAGCGUGGCAGGUGCUGGUUCCCUUGUAUGGAUGAAGGCUUUCAGAGAUGCUGUUAUGAUCUGGAGUUCACAGUUGCUCAAAAUCUUGUAGCGGUUAGUGUGGGAAGCUUACUAUACACGGUUCUAAGCGAAGAUAGCCCUCCUCGUAAAACGUAUGUGUACAGAUUGGAGGUUCCUGUAAUGGCUCAUUGGAUUUCACUGGUGGUUGCACCGUUUGAGAUAUUUCCUGACCCUCAACUUGGUCUUGUGUCACACUUGUGCUUGCCAUCUUCUUCUUCUCAACUACGCAACAGCAUUCAAUUUUUUCACAAUGCAUUCAAAUAUUAUGAAGACUACCUGGAUGCAAACUUCCCCUUUGGAUCCUAUACCCAGAUUUUUUUAGCUCCUGAGAUGGUGGUAACCUCAUCAAGCUUGGGAGCUGCAAUGUGUGUCUUCAGUUCACAACUGUUGUACGACGAAAAAGUUAUCAAUCAGACAUUAGACACAUGCAUCAAACUAUCUUUUGCACUUGCUCGGCAGUGGUUUGGGAUAUAUAUUGCUCCAGAAGAACCAACUGAUGAGUGGUUGCUGGAUGGGCUUGCUGGUUUCUUGACGGAUCUGUUCAUCAAGAAAUUUUUGGGUAAUAAUGAGGCGCGUUACAGGCGGUACAAGGCUAAUUGUGCUGUUUGUAAAGCGGAAGAUCCCGUGAUAACUUUGAGCUCCUCCACUUCUUGCAAGGAUCUUUAUGGGACCCAUGGCAUUGGUAUAUAUGGAAAAUUACGAUCUUGGAAAUCAGUCACCAUUCUGCAAAUGCUGGAGAAGCAAAUGGGGCCCGAGUCAUUCCGCAGAAUUUUGCAAAAAGUUGUUUCUCGGGCCGGAGAUGGUGUUCCUAUUAGAUCUCUCAGUACGAAGGAGUUUCGACAGUUUGCGACCAAGGUUGGAAACCUAGAGCGGCCAUUUGUGAAAGAAUAUUUUGCCCGUUGGGUUGGUUCCUGUGGGUGCCCAGUGCUGAGAAUGGGAUUCUCGUAUAACAAAAGAAAAAAUCUUGUUGAACUGGCGGUACUGCGGGAGUGUACAGUCGCGCCUGAAGCAAGUGCAUCAGUUCUUAAUGCUGAUGGUGAAAAUCGGGACGGUGAUCUUGGUUGGCCUGGAAUGAUGAGUAUAAGGAUACAUGAGUUUGACGGUAUGUAUGAUCAUCCUGUUCUUCCUUUGUCUGGUGACACCUGGCAGUUGUUGGAAAUACAAUGCCAUUCAAGGGGUUCUGGAAGGCGCUUCCAGAAACCCAAAAAAGGUUCAAAACCUGAGGGCUCUGAUGAAAAUGGCGACGUUCCUGCUGUGGACCGUGCUAGUUCGGAGUCCCCAUUGUCUUGGAUCAGGGCAGAUCCAGAGAUGGAAUAUCUUGCUGAAAUUCACCUUAAUCAACCAGUGCAGAUGUGGAUCAACCAAUUGGAGAAGGAUGAAGAUGUUGUUGCUCAGUCACAAGCAAUUGUGGCACUGUCAUCUUUGCCCCAGCUUCCGUUCUCAGUUGUAAAUGCCCUGAGCAAUGUCCUCAGUGAUUCCAAGGUCUUCUGGAGAGUGCGCAUUGAGGCAGCAUUUGCAUUAGCAAAUAGUGUCUGUGAGGAAUCUGAUUUGGCUGGUUUACAACAUCUGGUAAAAUUCUAUAAAAGCAGGAGGUUUGACUCAACCAUUGGACUUCCCAAGCCGAAUGACUUCCACGAUUUUCCCGAAUACUUAGUUCUCGAGGCUAUUCCUCAUGCUGUUUCGAUGGUGAGAGCUGUAGACAGGAAGAGUCCGAGAGAAGCUGUUGAGUUUGUGUUGCAGCUUCUAAAGUACAAUGAUAAUGAUGGAAAUCCUUAUUCAGAUGUUUUCUGGCGUGCUGCACUGGUUCAGUCAGUUGGUGAACUGGAAUUUGGGAAACCGAGUAUGAGCUGUUUGUCAUCUCUACUCAAGCGCAUCGACCUGCUGUUGCAAUCUGACAGGGUAAUGCCGAGCUACAAUGGGAUAUUGACAGUGAGCUGCAUUCGAACCCUAUCACAAAUUGCAAUGAAGCUCUCGGUAUCUGUUCAUCUCGAUCUUGUCCUUGAUCUUAUUAGACCGUUUCGCGAUUUUGGAGGCAUAUGCCAAGUAAGAACUGAAGCAAGUAGAUGUCUGCUUGAUUUAGAAUUCCACUGCAGAGGCAUAGAUUCGGCGUUAUCAUUAUUUAUAAGAUAUUUAGAGGAAGAACCAUCCUUAAGAGGCCAGACGAAACUUGGUGCACAUGCUCUAAGGUUAUGCCAGAUACGAGAUGGAUCUAAUUCUGACAAUGAAAUGAGUAGUGCAACACUGGUCGCUCUGCUUCAAGUGCUCGAAGGUCCCAUUGCAUUCAACAAUAUAUAUGUUCGACAUCACUUGUUCAGCAUUUUACAUGUCCUUGCAGGAAGGAAUCCUACUUUGUAUGGAGUUCCCAGAGACAAAACAUUGUGUGUUGUUGGUGAUGCUGAAACUUGCAGUGAACAGAAGAAUAUAUUUGCAGCUCUGAUCACUGAUAAUAAGGAAACAAAGCCUCCUGAAGUAGAGAUCUUACAACAGCAUGAUACCGAAACUGCAAUGUUUGAAGACUCCAGAGUUGCAAAUGCAGUAGUUUUGAACAAUGAUGAACAUCAACUAAUGGACCCGACUGUUCCGCCAGUUGUAGCAGAUCAGCAUCCCAAGGAAGCAGAGGUAGCAGUUUCCAACAAUCAAAAAGAGAUUCAUCCUGAGUUGGAAAUAGGUGGUGUUCCAGAAGAAGUUUCAAGGGAAGUCGACACUCUCUCAAACAAUCAUCACGAGCCAAAGAAGUCGGUUGUCAAGAUCAGACUGAGAAGAUCAGCUGCCUCGAGCCGAGCCGACACAGCUGAUAAUCUGACUAUAGAGAGGCAGCAGCAUGAAGCUGAUUGUGGACCGACCAGCUCCAUCUCGGUCGAUGCUCCGCCUCCGAGAAAUUCAGCUGUUGAGGAGGCUGCAACAAGCUUUAAUAGCAACCGCCAGAACCUCGAGGAAGUAAACUCGAGUCAUGACCCUGCUGGGUCAAGAAUGACCGCCACUAGCAUUGGCAGCGCGAGACAUGUGAGCGAAGUUGGGAAGGAGCUGCAAUGCACUGCUGAUUCGAGCAAAGUGUCGGUGCACCCUGACCCGUCGUCGUGGUCACCUAGCUCGGUUCAGGAGGACAAUAACAAUAAUGUCGAUCCUGAGGCUCAGAGGUUUGCUAGUUUGCAGACAGUACUGUCAGCUGGGAAGGUCGAAGGCAGCGAAGCAAAAGAGAAGAAGAAGGACAAGAAGGAGAAGAAAAGGAAGCGGGGAGAUGGGGAAGAGAAAGGCAAGAAAAGGGAUGAUCCAGAAUACCAGGAGAAGAAGCGGUUGAAGAAGGAGAAGAAGAGAAAAGAGAAAGAGCUGGCAAAGUUGAUGAUGAUGGGUGAACAGCCGCAACAGAAGAGGGAAGAACCAGAAUUAGGGGUGAAGUCGAGUGAGCUCCCACGGGAAGUGAAAGCAACGAAUAUUGUGGAAAGCGUCAGAGUGGAGCCAUCAGAAGGGACUUCAGCUGUCCGCCCAAUGACAUCAUCUGGCCCCAGGAUUAAGAUUAGAAUCAAGAACAAAACGUUGAACCAAUCUUAA